GAUAUACAUUGUUAGGGUAAUGCUUUAACUUUGUGAUGUGUGAGUGUAAGUAUGGUUGAUGGGAUUCUGACACUGGAAAAUUCGCAUCUCCAAAUCCAAUGAUAGUGUGUUUGGCGCCGUGAAUAUACAGUAUGGAGUGAGUGGGCGUGAACCAUGUACAUGUGCGUGGUGUACUGCACAGUGCAUCAUAACGAACCUAGGAAAGUGGGAGUUCCUGUCUCCCUGAUGCGUACAGUGGUCAACCAUGGAAGGUGUAUGUUAUGAUGAAGUGAGAAAAAUGGGCGAGACACAUGCGGGGACUGUCUGGGGGCUCUGCGUUGCUUUCUUCAUUACUUCCACCUUUUCCCAGGGAGUUUCAGAUGGAACAGCAAGAAAAUUUGUUGACCCCAACCUUCCUCCAUCUCAUUACCCUUUUUACUUCCGGAGUCAUCCUGGGAUAGCAGAGGAUUGUAGAAAAGAUGAAACAUGUCCAUAUAAGAAAGAUUUAGAUCAACCCAGGUGUUGGGGUUAUGAGAAAGAUUGCCUCGCUAGUCAGUAUCCAGGUUUCCCUGUUUGUACCCAACUAGCCAGAGGUUGGGUAAAGGAUAUUGAAGAACAACAGACAUUGUUUUGGACACAGGCUGAUUUUGGUUUUAUCAAAAAUACCUUAGACUCAAUGAAAGUUAUAUGUGAACCAAAGUCACAGGAUGACUCAUUACUGGAGUGCAGCGAGCACAUACGUCAUUGUCGAGCCAAGAAUCUAUACCUUGAUCUCACCAAGCUUGGCUCAGCUACUAGUCGCAGCAGAUUCGGUGUGGAAGCAUUUAACAAGCCAGGUGUUGUCGGGGGCCACUGCAAACUGGACAGAAACUAUCUGAAAUCACAGAGUAAACACUUUGCAGAGCUACAGUCAUGGUAUGGAGAAUUGAAUGAAUACACAGAGAUGAACUUCAAGCCAGUGAAACACAAGAGGAAGUGUGAUGAAAUCAUAACUCGUCCAACAAUCUUUAUGAAAUUUGAUGCAGGUGUGAAUAUGUACCACCACUUUUGUGAUUUCAUCAAUCUGUAUAUGUCUCAACACAUCAAUGGAAGCUUUUCGCAAGACAUCAAUAUAGUCAUGUGGGAUUCUAGUAACAUGAAAUAUGGGGACCUAUUCUUCGACACUUGGUCAGCAUUCACAGACACUCAUUAUAUUCAUUUAAACACAUGGGAUGGCAAAAGGGUAUGCAUAGCUGAUGGUGUAUUCAGCCUGUUGCCACGUAUGCAGCGAGGCAUGUAUUAUAACAUGCCUCUGGUUCCUCACUGCCAAGGUAGUAGCAUGAUGAGAGCUUUCUCACAACACGUGCUGCAUCGGCUCGGAGUUACGCAAGAACGGCCCAAGAAAGACAAAAUACAAAUUACUCUGCUGGACAGACAGACCAAGCAUCGGAAUAUUGUGAACCAAAAUAAGUUGAUAGAGGAAAUAGAAAACAUACCAGGAGUAGAAGUCAAAGUUGUUGUGUACCACUGGAAAACAAUGAAUUUCACAGAUCAACUUCAGAUUACACUUAAUUCGGAUAUCUUCAUAGGUAUGCAUGGGGCUGGACUAACUCACCUUCUCUUCUUACCAGACUGGGCUGUUAUCUUUGAAAUCUCAAAUUGUGAAGAUCUGAAUUGCUAUAAGGACCUUGCAGCUAUACGAGGGGUGAAGUAUAUGACGUGGGAGAAUAAUGAUCUGCUGCAGAAACGAAACGAGAUUGAUCACCCGAGCCUCGGCAAGCCACACGCCAAGUUCUGUGACUAUGAAUUUGAUGUACCGGAGUUUAGACGCCUCAUCCUGAAGGCCAUAUCACACGUCAGGAAUCACAAAGCCUACCAACGGCACCAUGAGAAAGAUGAGCUUUGAUGAGGGAGGACUUUAUAUGUGACCUGCCACAUUAACCCAUUGAAGACUAGACCCAUGUGGGUUGGGGUUUCUGGUAAACGUGUAAUUUGGCAGUCUCCAAUGGGAUAAAACCACUCAUAAGUUGCCAAUUGGUAGACCUCUCCUGGAAGUACAGACUUUCCGCUUUCAAAUUCUAUGCUUCACUCUGAUAGUUUCACAAUCAUCCCCCUUUUAAAAUGCUUGAUGUAAAAGAGCACUCAUGCAUUGUUAGCUCUAUUUCUACAAAAUUAGAGCACAGUAGGGGAGAGCAACUAGAGGAAUAAUUAAUAUGAAGGGAUUAUCAGAUAAGACUAAAGUUUCUCACAUUUUAUGAGGGUCCAUUAAUAAAGCCCCACCCCCCCCCAAAAAAAAAAAAAAACAGUCAACUACUUUGAUAAAUUUCUCACUUAAUUAAACAGUAAAAAAUUGAGGCAUAACAUUGCUGUAGUGCUAUAAAGAGAGCUCUGAUCGAAAAGAGGCGAGUCAUUUUCAAAUGGCUAAAAACUACUUUGGUUUGAGUGAUUCAUUGCAAAAAAACAUCAAACAUUCAAACAUGAUAGACUGUUAAUAAACUACUGGUACCUAUAGUUUUCUUUUAAAAAAAUCACCUAUUCUUCUACCAAAACAAUUAUUUUGAGCUUAUUUCUCAAUAAGUGUGCAACUUAUUUGUGGUUUGCCCUUGAUGGGUCAUAUAUUUUUGUAUGAAACUUUUUUUUUAUCUUGUUACCAUCUAUAUAAAAAGGCUGCAAUCUUUCAUUCUAUUACAUGUAUUUAGAAUCUAAACUACAUGUAGAAAUAUUAUAUUUUCUUGUUGAUAUAGUGGUAAAACAAUUACUGCCUUUAAUGCAAGAGCCUCUUUUUGUGUUCUGAAACAGAGUACUAUUAUCUUUUAAUGUCUUUCUUCUAAUUUUUUAGGGAAGAGAUCAAAUUAUUCAUAAACACACUGUGUAUUUCAAGUGACAAAUAUUAACAAAAAAAAAAUUGACUAAAAUUAGUGUGGAUUUUAUUUGAGAUAUAAAUACCAAUAACUUUCUUGUGACAUCUGAUCCAUGAAUGGAUUAUAUUGUGUACAUGUACAAUACUACUAUUCAAGUCUUCAUGUAUUACUUGCUGCUAUGUGAGACAGUAUUUCAGUUUGUUAGGAAUAACAUUCCUUUGAAAAUUAUGCGUACAAAAUUUGAUGUGUGCAUUUAACUGCUAAAAACUACUUUGGUUUGAGUGAUUCAUUGCAAAAAAACAUCAAACAUUCAAACAUGAUAGACUGUUAAUAAACUACUGGUACCUAUAGUUUUCUU
Messenger RNA from Lytechinus pictus (painted urchin), 3177 nucleotides. Its product is annotated as EGF domain-specific O-linked N-acetylglucosamine transferase-like. Lineage: Eukaryota; Metazoa; Echinodermata; Echinoidea; Temnopleuroida; Toxopneustidae. Gene Ontology annotation, molecular function: protein O-acetylglucosaminyltransferase activity. The transcript is spliced from 16 exons. The record is from RefSeq and is a predicted model, not a curated record. Bases 245 to 1864 code for a protein of 539 amino acids. Gene Ontology annotation, cellular component: endoplasmic reticulum lumen.